Messenger RNA from Siniperca chuatsi (mandarin fish), 4621 nucleotides. It is a transcript of the gene enpp1, whose product is annotated as ectonucleotide pyrophosphatase/phosphodiesterase 1. The record is from RefSeq and is a predicted model, not a curated record. Gene Ontology annotation, molecular function: dinucleotide phosphatase activity; metal ion binding; nucleic acid binding. Gene Ontology annotation, biological process: ATP metabolic process; negative regulation of fat cell differentiation; inorganic diphosphate transport. NCBI's taxonomy places the organism in Eukaryota, Metazoa, Chordata, Actinopteri, Centrarchiformes, Sinipercidae. Gene Ontology annotation, cellular component: cell surface. The transcript has 23 exons. The coding region runs from base 131 to 2536 and encodes 801 amino acids.
UCAAGAAACAAGGCGGUGCUACACUUGAGCAGAGGGGUCAUAUCCUCCUCCCAGCAUACACUCCUCACCAGGGGAAACUCUGCCUUUCGCUCCUAGAAAUCAUUGGUAGGAGUUUGUAGCGCUCAGCAGCAUGGAGGCAACCAAAGGAGAGGACCGCUCGGCUGAACAGGCUGCGUCUUUAUUUGGGGCACCAGAGGUGGAGAGUCAAAGCAGGAAAACUGGACGGGGAAAGAAGAGGAAUAACCACUGUAAAGUCAUUACUGGGGUUCUGCUGCUGCUCUCUCUGAUUGUCAUCCUGGCCGUGGUGUUUUCUCUGAGAAAGAGCAGUGAUGGGAACGCAGCAGGGGAACUCUGGCUGCAGAAGGCCGAUGAGGAAAUUCAACAGCCGAAGUGUCCACCUGGUUUUUCCAGGCCUCCUCUCAUCCUGGUGUCCUUGGAUGGUUUUAGGGCGGAGUACCUAAAAGAUCACGGCAGCCACCUUCCUGUCAUCAACAAGUUACGAAACACCGGAACAACGACAGCAUACAUGAGGCCUGUUUAUCCCACAAAGACCUUUCCCAACCACUACAGCAUUGUGACUGGUCUUUAUCCCGAGUCUCAUGGGAUUGUGGACAACAAGAUGUACGAUGUGACCCAAAACACUUUCUUCAACUUGAAAACUGACGAGAAAUUAAACCCAAAGUGGUACCAAGGAGAACCAGUUUGGCUCACUGCCAUGCAUCAGAAACUGAAAACAGGAACCUUCUUCUGGCCUGGCUCAGAUGUAGCCAUCAAUGGCACCUUCCCAGACUUCUACAAGUCGUAUGACAAGAGCAUUAAAUUUGAGGAGAGAGUGUCGACGCUGUUUGAAUGGCUCAGUUUACCUCAGGGAGCAAGACCUGACUUCUACACUUUGUACCUGGAUGAACCUGACUCAUCAGGACAUCGUCAUGGACCAGCAAGCAGAGAGGUCAUUCUGGCCUUGGAAAAUGUGGACAGGAUUAUGGGCAUGCUGAUGGAUGGCCUGACACAGAGAGACCUGCUGCACUGUGUCAACGUGAUAAUCCUAUCAGACCACGGCAUGGAGGAGGCUUCAUGUGAAAAGGCAGCAUAUGUGUCAAACUACCUGGACAUCACUGGCGACUUUGCUGUCAUCCAAGGUCCGGCUGCUCGAAUCAGACCCACUCGCCUCCCAGAGAAUUACUUUUCCUUCGACUAUGAGGCCCUAGUGAAGAACUUGUCGUGCAGGACCGCUGACCAGCCAAUGAGGCCGUACCUCAAAGAAAACCUCCCCAAAAGGAUGCACUUUGCUAACAACAAACGCAUAGAGAGAGGCCAACUCUAUAUGAGGGAAGGGUGGCAGGCUGCACUAAACCGCCAGGAACUCAAGUACUGCACCGGUGGAUUCCACGGCUCAGAUAACCUCUUCACCAACAUGCAGGCGAUCUUCAUUGGCCACGGUCCAGGAUUUAAAUACAAAACUGUUGUGCCCCCUUUUGAAAACAUUGAAGUUUAUAACCUCAUUUGUGACCUCCUCGGUAUUCGUCCCGCUCCAAACAACGGGACUCACGGCAGCCUGAACCACCUUAUGAAGCAACCCGUCCACCUGCCAGUUCACCCAGCGCAGCUUUCCCAUGAUACCCCCUGUGAGGCCAGCGACCCUGUCUCCACUGACGAUCUGCAGUGCAGUUGUGGAUCCCAAACUAAGGCAAUGGAGACAGAUAUGAACAGACAUCUCUUGACAAAUGAUUCCAAUAUUAAAGCCAGCUUCCAUCGCCUCCACCAUCCCUUUGGCACCCCUCGAGUCGUCCAACCAGACGCCACCUUUUGUCUUCUCCACCACUCCAACUAUCUCAACGGAUACAGCAAAGACCGCCUCAUGCCCCUCUGGGUGUCGUACACCAUCCAGCCUCUGACCAGAGUCCGACCCCUGAGCCCAGAGUCGGAGGCUUGUGUUCGUGCUGACGUACGCAUCCCACGGGCCGCCAGCCAGCUGUGUGCGCGCUACAGAGACAACCCCGCUCUGUCCUAUGGCCUGCUGCAUCCCCCCUAUCUGAGUGCCAAAGGACCUGAGACAGACUCUUUAAUCACAAGCAACAUGGCACCAAUGUUCCCUGCAUUUAAAGAUGUUUGGAACUAUGUCCACGAUGUCCUGCUUCCAAAAUAUUCACAACAACUGAAUGGAGUCAACAUCAUGAGUGGGCCGAUAUUCGAUGAAGACUAUGAUGGAAACGUUGAUGCACUCAAAGCAGUCUCAGGGAAUGAGGCUCCCAUCCCGACACAUUUCUUCAUGAUCCUGACCAGCUGUGGGAACUCGACCUUCAGCCCUGUUAACUGUGAGGGUCCCCUGCAGGCCAAGUCGUUCAUCCUGCCCCACAGACCUGACCACACAGAGAGCUGUGCUAAUGGGUCAGACUUGACGUGGGUGGGGGAUUGGCUGCAGUUUCAUGUGGCGCGAGUCCGAGACAUCGAGCUCCUGACCGGACUCAGCUUCUACCACAAUAGGUUAUCAGUGGAAGAGACGCUACAGCUCAAGACGUUUCUACAGACUGCUUAAAAUCAGAGACAUUAUCGAAUGAAGCUUACAUUCCCAAAGGAAGCCAUAUUGGUCUGCACAACAGGCCUCUGUCCACGUGGACACAGUUAACCGACUAUCAGUGGGUUUAACAGGUGCCUCACUUAUAAAAGUUUUCUGAAUUGAAACCAAAUUGAUCAGUUGAACAGUUCCAUCCAGGUUUGUUGUGAUAUGUCUGAUUCCCAAAAAAGUUUUAUAAUUAUUGUGUGAAAGCUGUAUAUUUGUUUUGAUCAUGUUUUUAUAAAUGAUUUUAUAGAGAAAAGUCAGAGGGCAUUUUUAUAAAUGAGGCUCCGGAGCUCAGAACCAAAGACGCCAUCACAUCUGCUGAAUGGCUCCAAAGUAUUUCCUCAGAUGGGAAAGUUUGGCAGGAACAAAAUAAAAGGGAAAAGAAACACUUAUUGAUUUAUAGAAGAAUCUAUUUAUACUACAAUUACUUUUAUUGGCAGGGGCACUUUAAGAAACACGUGACAAUCUGGAAACAGUUGUGUCUGCUGCCAGACAUCAGAGUUUGCUGCAGCUGCCGGAAAAAAACCUCAACAUCAGAAUUUAAUAAUAAAUAAGUUUUGCUUUGCAAAAACAAAAGUUUCACCUGACAAAUGUUGUCAGCAUAUGUUCAUGGUUGUUUGGUUUUUUUUGUAUUUUCUUUAUACAGCACCAAUGUUUUUAGUAUUUUGUAAAUUUUUGGUUUGGUUAAUGACAUUUUUGAGUGUGUAUGCGUGCAAAUGUAUGUGUACUGUAUGCAUGGAUGGAUUAUGAGACAAAUUUGCCCUUUGGCACAGACAUGUAAAAGGCCCCCGAACUCUCCUACACAAGGGCAAGACACCCAGACUGAAAGAGGUACUUUUGUAUUUCUUUAUGGCUGUUUUGCUCCUCUUUGUAAUCAUUUUGCGUCUGUGGUUGUUUUGCAUUUCUUUGUAGUCGUUUUUCAUCUCUUGGUGGUCGAUUGCAUCUCCGAACUUCUUUUGCACCUUUUUAUAGUCAAGUUGCACCUCUGGUUGUUUUGCGUCUUUGUUGGCAUUUUCCGUCUCUUUGUGGUCGUUUUGUCUUUUAAUGGUUGUUUUUAGCGUCUCUGUGGUCAUUUUUAAUUUCUUUAUGAUUGUUUUGUGUCUUUGUAGUCGUUUUUCAUCUCUUUGAACUUCUUUUGCACUUCUUUGUAAUCAUUUUGUGUCUGUUUGUUUUGCGUCUCUGUGAUUGUUUUGCACCUUUUGAGGUUGUUUUGUGUCUCUUUAAAGCUAGGGUAGGUAGGUUGGAGAAACUAGCAAGAGAGAACUAGAUUUUGAAAGUAUCCAACCGAAAAAAUCCCACCCACUCCCUUCAGGCCUCCCUCCAAAACCAGCCUGCGACAGCCACAGAUACCAGAUUUUUUCUUCUUUUUGAUUUAUUUAUUGCUUUCAGGAUGUAACGAGAAUUUCAACAACUAUAACAAAAAUGCUUCUGAAACACAUUACCUACCCUAGCUUUAAGGUCGUUUUGCCUCUUUGUUGUCAUUUUCCAUCUCUUUGAACUCUUUUUGCAUUUUUUUGUGGUCAUUUUGUGUCUCUCUGUGGUAGUUUUGCGUCUCUGUGUGGUCGUUUUGGAUCCUUCUGAGGUUGUUUUGCAUCUCUUUAUGGUCGUUUUGCGUCGCAUUAUAGUCGUUUUGCGCCACUUUUGAGGUUGUUUUGCAUCUCUUUGUAGUCCUUUUGUGUCUUUGUUGUCAUUUUGCGUCUCUUUUAGUGACAUUCUGCUGAUGAAGCAGAACUCUCUAGUGUGGCUGCAGCUGAACAUCAGUGUUUAGUUCAUGCUGGAAAUGAAGAGAGGCUGUCUGUGCCCGGUAGUCCCAUUCAGUAAUCCAUCCAUGACUUGUGUAAAUGUGUGUGAGUAGCUGAAAUUAUGUCUGGUAUCAACACAGUUUCUGUUCAAUUUUUUUAUCUUUACUCUUCAGAGCUAGAAGUUGAGCUUGGUAGGUCAUUUGUGGAAAAUAAGAAAAGUUCAACAGAUUUAUCCAUUUCCAUAAUUAGAGCUUUUUUUUCAUUAUUGUCAGAAAUGGCAGCUAUGGUCAAAUACACAAUUUCAUCAAACUCUUCCACA